Triticum dicoccoides is the source of this 1304-nucleotide messenger RNA. Its product is annotated as cationic peroxidase SPC4-like. Gene Ontology annotation, biological process: hydrogen peroxide catabolic process; response to oxidative stress. The transcript has a single exon. Gene Ontology annotation, molecular function: peroxidase activity; heme binding. Lineage: Eukaryota; Viridiplantae; Streptophyta; Magnoliopsida; Poales; Poaceae. The record is from RefSeq and is a predicted model, not a curated record. The coding region runs from base 50 to 1132 and encodes 360 amino acids.
AACCUCAACACAGGCACAGCCACAGCCACAGCCACAUCCUACGAUCACCAUGGCUUCUUCUUCCUCUCCGUCGGCUGCUCGUGCCCUGCUCGUCCUCGCCGCAGCAGCUCUGGUGCUGAGCUAUGUGUCCGCCGCGGCUGGUGCUGGUGACUCGCCGCCGCUUGCCAAGGGCCUGUCGUUCGACUUCUACAGUGCCAAGUGCCCGCAGGCGGAGGCCAUCGUCUUCGCCUUCCUCAAGGACGCCAUCCGCAAGGACGUGGGCCUCGCCGCCGCGCUCCUCCGCAUCCACUUCCACGACUGCUUCGUGCAGGGCUGCGACGGCUCCGUGCUCCUCGACAAGACCAACGGCGUCGACAGCGAGAAGGUGUCUCCCCCCAACGUCACGCUCCGUCCGUCGGCGUUCAAGGCCAUCAACGACAUCCGCGCGCUCCUCCAGAGGGCGUGCGGCGGGCCCGUCGUCUCCUGCGCCGACAUCGCGGCCCUCGCCGCGCGCGACUCCGUCCACCUGGCCGGCGGUCCGCGGUACGCCGUACCGCUCGGCCGCCGCGACGGUCUCGCCCCUGCGUCCCUGGACACCAUCUUGGGCGCGCUCCCGCCGCCGACCUCCAAGGUCCCUGUUCUCCUCAGCUUCCUGGCCAAGAUCGGCCUGGACGCGGACGACCUGGUGGCGCUGUCCGGCGCGCACACGCUGGGGAUCGCGCACUGCGGCUCCUUCGAGGAGCGGCUGUUCCCCAAGGAGGACACUACCAUGAACAAGUGGUUCGCCGGCCACCUCAAGCUCACCUGCCCGCGACUCAAGGUGGACAACUCCACCGCCAACGACAUCCGCACCCCCGACGUGUUCGACAACAAGUACUAUGUGGACCUGCUGAACCGGCAGGGCCUCUUCACCUCCGACCAGGACCUGCACACCGACGCCGGGACCAAGCCCGUGGUCACCAGGUUCGCCGUCGACCAGGCCGCCUUCUUCGACCAGUUCGUCAAGUCCAUGGUGAAGAUGGGGCAGAUCAACGUGCUCACCGGCAACCAGGGCCAGAUCCGCACGGACUGCUCCGUGCCCAACGCCGCCCGCAGCACCGGCGACGAGCUGCCCUGGUCCGUCGUCGAGGCCGCCGAGAGCUUCGUGUUGUAGUUAGUAGGCUUUAGUCGGUCCUUCUCAAGCUGUUUGUUUCCUUCCGCAAUGGUUUGGACUUUGGAUGUCAGAGUGAUCGUGUGUUAAGUUUGUCAAGCAACGAGAAAUAUUACUGUGGCCCUCGUGUAAUCGGAAUCCAGAAAUACAUGGUUGUGCUAACUUGGGAUGAGAA